Molecule: messenger RNA, 2469 nt
Organism: Penicillium oxalicum
Lineage: Eukaryota; Fungi; Ascomycota; Eurotiomycetes; Eurotiales; Aspergillaceae
Exons: 1
Coding region: 1-2469 (822 amino acids)
Source: RefSeq, a predicted model, not a curated record
AUGCGACCGGCUCUUCUUCGACUGCUGAAGAGGCCGUCCGCCGUCUCGGUUCUCGAUAUCCUCGCAGUGACACCAACCGGAAUUGAGCAGCUGCAGUCAACAUACACGCAGCUACGUCACUCGUCACGAUGUAUUCAUCACAAAGCGCUGGGAGAGCCUGAGGGGUCGAUCGAUGUUGUCCAGGAAGUGCAUUCGCAUCAAGAAACUGGCAACGGCAAAACGUUCAAUUUUCCUGUUUACGAGAUCGAACCGCGCGAAUCCAGACAAUCAUCAAGCUGUACGCCUGGCCGACGCGCCAAUUCAACCUCAAGCUUGUCCUUGGACGAAUUACGUACGCAACUUGAGACUCUGGAGUUCGAGUCGGAUAUUGGCCACUGCAAUGAAAUGGGAACACGUUUGGUGGAUCAUGACGAGAACAAAAACAAUUUCGAGCUGUGGGAAGAGCUGUUGAAGUUCAGGCAGCGACACUACGGCGACCGAGGUACACUGGAUAUAUGGGAAGGACUGAAGACACGCGUGAGUGGGGUCAAGUUACCGGUCUCUGGAGAACAGGCCGAUCUCUUCUGGCACAAAUUUGUUCAUUUGGGCUUAAGACGAGAUCUCUUCCUUCAAGAUGUGAUGGACUACGCCAUCGAUCUUCACAAUAGUGACGGCCGGUCAUGGCCACAUCUCUACCAAAGUGUUGUAGGAGGUCUGCUCGACAGGGGAUUGACGAAGCGGGCAUUGCGAUGGAACAAAAUCUUUCACAAAUCGGGCUUAGCCAGCCCCGACGACGUGCUGCAACUACUUCUACCAGUCAUCCAACCCCAAUCGCUCGUUGAGAAUGCGCGAAACUGGUACCAGGUCAAAGCUGAUAGGCCAUCCUUACUGUUACGGACUUUUCGACUAUUGUGCCGAGCGGCCGACGGCCAUCAGAUCUACGGCCGAGUGAUAUCCAUUUUGAUAGAGCAAGGCUACGGCGAGGGCGCCCUAUCCAUGCACCCUUUUCUCAUUGCACGUGGAGAUGAACCAAAGUCUCAUGGUGAAAUUCACCCACUGCUGGAUUAUGCUCGGAUGUACGGGUUCUGGGACGAAAACAAAAAACUCCAGUCUUACGCUGAAACUCGCUUUAACGGUUUGCCGGCAACUCUAUUGAAUCCUGCAGCUGAAAGGGCCAAUGUCACAGUUCCCGAAAGUAAGCCUCUCAAAGAUGAUAUCGGAGCACGGUUACUCGCUACUCGUGCUCUCAAUUUCGACGUGGUCCUCGGCGGCAUGAAGAUGCUCGGCGUUUCUACCAUCGGCGCCGCAAGUUUACGCGAAUUAGCAUUGCGAGCUCAUGGGGGUCAAGACAUCUUAGACAAAUUGAAGGCGCUUCGACAAGCGGGUAUCUCCCUUCGAGACUCCGUGUUUGCUCGGCUGGUUCAAAAGUUGGCGUCACAAGGCCGUGACAUACUUCUCUCUGAUCUCCUUCAAAGUGAUCAGCAUCCAGACGUGCUGGAAGAUAAGGUUGUCCAGGAGUCCUUGCUCAUCUCCUACUACAUGGCUCGUGACAUGCAGCAGUACAACAUGACGCUCGCAGUUCUUGCAGAGCUGUACCCUGGCGAUCAUGAUCUUUUGGACAUACACUUUCGCAAACACAUUGCCGCGGGUGAUUUGGGGGCUGCUUCCAAAAUUGUGGACGAGUUGACAUUACGGGGAAGGCCUUUGAGCGAGGAUAGCAUGGACUUUAUGGCCGAAAAGGUUCUCACGCCUCGGCGACCCAACCACCGACCCCAUUCUCCGCCGGGGCAGCCGCUCGAUACCAAGCGCGAAGUCAUGUUCAUAUUUCAUGUCCUCCAGCGCUCGGUCCCGCUUGGUGGUUAUGUGAACCCGUCUUUCUGGAAAGAGUUGCUCAAGCGGCUCGGAAUGGAGAAUCAUUGGGAUGAGCUCCAAGAAUGCACUUUGUGGCUGGUUCGCCAAUAUGCAACACCCACCAGGAAGCGUUUGACUGCAACCCCUGCCGCCACUUCCAUGUCUCACGAUCAUCGCAUGCUCAAGCUCAUUUUCACUGGACCGAUGCAAGCCGCCAUCGUGGCCUGGGGCUUUAUGACCCCAGUUUCCAGCACAACCCUCUUCAAGGCGAUUUGUUUUCACCCCAAAACCCAUGAGCCGCUCAUCCAAUGGGUCCGCGGCAUCUUGCUUCUGAGAGAGUUGGAGGAAGCUGGUCUCACUCUCCUCAAACGAGUCAUCGUUGGGGCAGCUCGUCACCGCCUCGCCACACUCUAUGGGAAGUUCAAUCUCUCGCACUCCCGACUGAAUCGAGUUCUUCGAAAACAGAACCCUUAUCGAUGGCAACGCGUGGUGGAGGAAAUCUUGCGCGCGUGGGGAGAUCCUGCUUUCUUUGGCGGGUUGGAGAAAAUUGACCCCAUCAAGCUGAUGAACCCUGGCCGAACACCAUCGUCGCUGAGACGUUCCGCUCAGACCAUUUGGCCUCGGAGGCGAGGAAGAUGA